Messenger RNA from Blepharisma stoltei, 5114 nucleotides. The record is from the annotation of a GenBank genome assembly. Lineage: Eukaryota; Ciliophora; Heterotrichea; Heterotrichida; Blepharismidae.
AUGCUUGGGACGAAAGUUGAAAUGGCAAAAGACCAAGUUUUAGGUAAUGUGUUUUUGAAGACUCAAAGCAGAAUUAGCCUGAUAAAAUCGCUUUUCGAAGUUUAUCGAAGACUAUUCUUCUGCAAAACAUAUAGAGAAAAAUCUUUUUUAACCCAAAAAAUAAAGGCAGUAAUAGAAGCAAUAAUUCUCUGUCUUCAACUUGUUACCUUUUUAUGGGUUCCAAACUUAUCAAUUAAAAAUUGAAGCGGGAAUAUGCUUAUUUGAGAAAUUAUAGGAUACACAAGAAUUGAUAUCGCAUGCUCAUCAGAAAAUAUUAUUGCUGAAUGCUUAGAAAUAUCAAUUAGUUUGGUUUUCGUUAAUUUUACAGGUAUUAUUGUUUUUACCUCUCUUAUUUAUUAUUAUAUCAAUAUCCCAACAGUAGUUAUCAGCUUAUUUCAAAAAGUAUUUUAUUUAUGAAAGCUUUUAUUUUCCAUACCUUCUAUGACUUUAUUUGCCAUAUUUCUAAAAUACAAUUUUUUAGCAAAAAGCCACAUCUCAGAGUACAAAAAUAAUAAUGAUUUUAUCCCUUUCCAUGGGCGAACGAAAAUACUUUGUUCGCUCAGCUUAAGAGGUUAGCUAACUUCCUCCAAAAAAACAUCCCAAAAAUAAAUUUAUUCGCAAAAUUUAUGCUUUAAAAUGCAAGCUGUUUAAAUUCAACAACAUAGAUAAAGAUUUCAUUAUUAUCACUUAUUAUCAAAAAUUUUUUUUUCAUAAAAGAUUUGUUCGCUCACGGAGGGCGAGUUUAGCCAAAAAUAAUGGUUUUGUUCGCGGAGCGAGUUACCAAUUUCAAGAUAAAUUCUACUUUUCAAAUUUCAAUUAUUCUUGCAAUGGUAAUAUCAUUUUUUUUGGUUUUAUUUUAUACAGAACUUUCUGGAGAAAUUCGUCACUCUGUAGCAAAUAAGACCAUAGAAGCAAAAGCUCACUCAAAAAUCGAUAUCCAUAUAGCACUUUUUAGUUAUUUUUCUCCUAUACUAUAUGCUAUAUUUGCAGAAAACUCGAUUAUUUAUUUACAAAUUUUAGCAAUUAUUAGUUCAAUAAUUUUAGUUCGUGACUCAGCCCCUGACAAGAAAUAGCUUAGCUGAGCUAAUUUUUUUUUAAAAUUUAAUCAAAAUCCUAAUUUUGAGAUAAUUGAAAAAUUAAAUUAAUUCCAAUAUUUAUUCAAAUUUUUUAAAAAUUAUUACUUGUAUAUUAAAAUUUUUUAUUGCUCACAGAGGGUGGCUUUUUCUGAUAAAAUAGGGAUCUUCCCAAAGAUUUUGCUCGCUCGCGAAGAUUCAGGGAGUAAUACACUCAAUUAUACCCCUUAUUUCUCUCACUUUUACAACACUAUGAUAAUUAUUCAAUUUUUAGUUAUAGGCUUAAUAUCAUUUAUUUUCGUGCUUGGAAAUUGGUUGAACAAUUCUCUAUCUAUUAUUUUACUUGCUUUGGUUGUGGUUCCUCUAUUAGGAAUUCUAGCUAUCCAAUUUAUAUACAAAUCUUGGAGAAAAUCAGUUCCAUCUAUUCUACACCAGCUUAUCGAUAUAAAUUCAGACUAUGAACUGGAAAAAAGGGCUAGAGAUUUAUUAUGCUCUAAUAAUCUAGAAAACAAAGACCAAAUUAUUCACAUUUUUGAAAAUUUCUUUAUAGAAAAAAGCUUGAAUGGAAGCAAACUUCAAGCUAUUUGGGUAGCAAAUUAUUGUUUAUAUGCACUAGAAGACAAUUCUUUGGCAAGAAUUAAAUUAACUCUUUCCUCGUAAAUUGGAAUAAAAAUAAUCUUUUCAUAUUUAAACAAAUUUAGAAUAAAAUAUUUUAUAAAGUCUACCAAUUUAAAAUGCACAUUUAUUAAAGAGUAUUCUACUUUAUACUGAAAUAAAACCAUUUAUAUUUAAAUUUUAAUUUUGACAAAGAUUAAAUUGGGUAUCAAAGCUAUUAUUAUUUACUACCUAAAAAAUAAUAUUUUGUUCCAGUUUAGAAGUGGGGAGUAAGUAAAAUUAAAAAAAUUCAAGAUUGAGGCUUGGAGACAAAUUAUCAGGCUUAUUUAUGCGAAAAAAAUACUCAAGAAUUGUAUACAAGUGAAGUCACGAAUUUUUUAGAAUAUUUUACACAAUUCGAAAAAAUCAAGAAAAAAGACCAUAAAUUGUGUGUAAAUUUAUUGGAAUUUUGAAAAGAAAUAAUAUCAGAAAAGCCAAGUCUGAACAAAUUAGUAAAGAAUUUAAAUAAAAUUGAUGAAUAUAUUGCAUUCCUCAAUAAUGAAUAUAUUCAAAUAACAGGAAAAUUUCCAAACUCAAGAGAAUCUUUAGCCCUUUAUGCAUCAUAUACAAGGAAUAUCCUCUAUGACAUAGAAAAUUCAACUAAAAUUGAUAACAAAUUACGAUAUUUUGAUAGAGUUUACCAAAAUUAUAUUUAUGAAGCUAAAGAUUUCAGCCUUUUUAACGAUAUUAAUGGAAUUUUUAUCGUCUCAUAUGAAGAGGAGAGUUUUGGGACAAUUAUUUUUGCUAACAAAAAAGCUUCAGAAAUUUUAAAAACUCCUUUAAAUUUCCUUGUAGGAAAUAAUUUAGCGAAUCUUUACAUCUCCCAUUAUAAAGAAGAGCUUGAAAAUGAAUUUAAAGUAUGACUACAAUUCAAUUCGAAUCCAAAUAUUGAUUUAAAAGAAGGAUUUUUCUUGAAUCUUCCUUCUAGUUUUAUAUUAGAAUUAGUAGGAAAAUCUUCACUCCCCUCCAAGAGCGAACAAGAACAUUUUGUUCGCGAAGUUUUUUUUUUUUAAAAAAAAGUUUAUAGAAUAUUAAAAUAAUUUUCAUAAAAAUUUUAAAUUAAAACCUCACAAAGGGUUGAAUUUUUGCUAAAAAUAGAGAUUUUUCCAAUGUUUUGCUCAGGGGCGAGUCAUUAACUUCUAUUAAUCAUAGUAUCGUCAGCAUUUUAACUUUCAAGCCAAAACAAGCAAAGCAUGAGAUAGCGAUUUUAACAGAAAAUUUUGAAAUUUCAUCUUAUACAGAAAAUUUUGGUAAAUUUACAAAAAAUAAAGGCGACAGCUUGGUAGGAAUCCCUCUUCAAACAUUAUUUAAUGACUUAAUCCAUUUCUAUUUAUACUCCGUUGCAAUAUACAAAAUUAUACAAAGGCAGUAUAGUAGAGAAUAGUUUAAAAAUUAAAUGAUAGGUAGAUACUUCUAAAUCAUUAUAAAAUUAUUAAAAAUUAUUUUUUAAAAGGCUAUUUAAUGAUAUAGAGAGCUAGAAAAUAUAGAUUUAAAGGCAUCAGUCCCUUAUAACAUAUCCGGCUUUGAAAUUGAAACUAUUUUAGUUUUAUCAUAUUUUGAAUUCAGCAAUUCAAGGAUUCCUUAUGCCUCUUUUAAAUAAAUUGGUAACGUUGACGGGAGACAAUCCCUGAUGACGGAGAGGUGGGCCCUCCCAUCAAGUUGAAUUAAGGCACCUGUUUGCUUUUCUGUAGGCCUUUGUUCGUGGAUGGCUGCCAAAGAGGGAAGAUUUAUUUCUCCCUCAAAGAUUUCCUUGUUCUGCUUUAACUAGGCAGGUUUUCUACCACGUAGUCUUCCCUUAUCGGGAUAGAGCAACUUUCUAGAGGAUAUCUCUGUCUUAGGGAGUCAGGGGGUUUAGAUCGGAAUAUAAAAUUGCAGGCAAUAUUCUCCUCACUCGGACUCAGAGGUCUAUAAUACCUUUUGUCUUUAGAGCCAAGACAAGUCGAUGAUCAGUGGUUAAAUCCACUUAUAGUCAAUACUUAUCCUAGUCCUAUGCUUCUUUGACAAAUGAUCCACAAGAAAUCCUUGAAUUAAAGCUUGGAAAAUCUGGGCCAAAAUUUUAUGAUGAAAUUCAAACUUAUGAAUUCGAUUCCAAAGCACCUCAUCAGGCCCAAACGAAUAAUUUAGAAAUUUCAGAAAUAGAGGAGAGCCAUCUAUCUGAAGAAAAAUCUCAAGUAUCCCAUAUUUCUUCUAUGAGAAUGUUUUCAAGUGUGGUAAAAUCGUCUUCAAGGUCAAUCAAUAUUUUGCAUGGUGUCUUUGUUUUAUCAGUAACUUUUAUCUAGGUUUUAGUUGUGAUAGUUGCGAAUAUUGCGGUUUUAUUUUAUACAUUUUCUAGUGUGGAUUUAGUUACUUCUCACAAAAUAAAAUAUAAAAAAAGUGAUAGUUUAUAUAAAAGUAAAAUAUUAAUUGCAAUAUAUAAUUUUCAAUAGGAAAGGUAGCAAUAUAGAUCUUCCACUUACUAUUGGAAAUAUGGGAAACUAUAUGCAGGCAACAGGCUAUCUAUCAAGGGCAAUGCUUGUACUUAAUCAAUUUGGAGGCGCAACCACUGAAAGUCUUGUGCUUUUGAUUUUUUCUAUUUUUAAAAGGCUUGUUUCUCGACUAGAAGAUGAUUACUUAUAUAUUUCUAGUAAUUUAACAAAUUGAAACUAUUGCUCUGGAAGAAGCAUUUUUGUUGAUGAAAAUACAUAUUUAUGAGAAAUAGAUUCUGAUUUUUAUAUGAGGAAAACAAACUUGCUUACUCUUCUUUAAAUUGGAAUAAAAACUCUGCUCCAAUUUAAAGGCUGGGACAAUUUUUUAAAAUAAUUAUAUAGAAAUUUCCCAUAGAUGGCGCUUUUUGCCCUUGAUUUGCCCAUGAGAAAAAAUUUUUUGGUUUGACCAAACCAUAUGGUACUGGCCGAACCAAAAAAUUUUCCCCAGUGGGGCAAAUCAAAGGCAAACAGCGCCAUCUAUGGGAAAUUUCUAUAUCAAAUUUUUCUCUAUAUAACGGACCUCUUUAUGGAUCUUAAAGGCAAUAUUGUAAAAAGAAAAAAAUCCACUAUUUGCCAGUUUUAAAUUUUACUUUUCAGAAUAUUUUAGAAUCUUAAAAGGUAUCAAUUUUAAAAAGCCAAAAAAAUUUUAAAUUGAAUUCAGAAUUUUAAUUAUUUUUUAAGGAUUAGCUCAAAGAAAGUAAUCUUAAAACGUAAAAACAUUUUUUAAUAACACUUUUUCAUUAAAUUAGGUCAAAAUUAACUUAAAAAAUUAAUAUUUUCACCUAUAAAGCUUUCCUAUUGAAAACAAGUUUUGCUCAAUUUAAAAGAGGGUAAUGGCCUUUUUAAAAUCAUCCAAAUAGUAAAAAUUUAUAUAGGAAAAUAA